AUGGCGUCACUUGUCUACUUUGGUUCAAUGAACUCUGAGCUCGGUCGUUCUAAUGCCUUUCGCCGGCGCAGCCACCGCGAGCAGACUGUCGAAGAAAUUGAAGACGAAAUGGAUGCCGCUAUUGAACGCCUUAGAGCUGGACUCACCGAGAUGCGACAUCAAGACGACAGCUUUAGCACAAGGUUAGUGCGAAUGAGAAAAGACAUCGAAGAAGUCAGUACCGCCUGUUGGCAGCAGAAGGUCCAGAAGACGUGCCCUAUCGAGAAGCCAGAAGACUGUAAUUCCUGCCCUAUCAGUGAAGAAGCCAACAGCUACAAUACCGCAAACGUUGCGCCUGAAAAAUUCAUUCCACUACCAUCAUCAUUUUCAGCAGGAGCCCUCAAACUGAGACGAAAUCAAAGCCCUCUUUUACGACUAGAACUUGACAAUCAACUGCAUCCACUGAAUGCUACAGCACAAAGACAAGGUAGUGAAUCACCGCGUCUGCAAAGCAGUCUUUCUCCGCCAUCUCCAGCCAAGCUCUCUCAAAAGAGAUCCUCCGUAGGCAGUGUUCUAUUCAAGAUGCCCAUCAACAAGCAGACUAGUGUUCGAUCACUGCCUUGCGGUCAAGUACCAAAAAGUCCGAAUAUCUCAGUACACGUUACAGGCAGCACUCUUGACCGUAAAUCAGAAGAACCCGCUUCCCGACGGGGAAGUCUAAGUUCAUGGCUUCUGAAGAAAUUGCAGCACAAUUAG
Messenger RNA from Corticium candelabrum, 735 nucleotides. RefSeq lists its product as uncharacterized. The coding region runs from base 1 to 735 and encodes 244 amino acids. The transcript has 2 exons. Lineage: Eukaryota; Metazoa; Porifera; Homoscleromorpha; Homosclerophorida; Plakinidae. The record is from RefSeq and is a predicted model, not a curated record.